Molecule: messenger RNA, 2004 nt
Organism: Micromonas pusilla CCMP1545
Lineage: Eukaryota; Viridiplantae; Chlorophyta; Mamiellophyceae; Mamiellales; Mamiellaceae
Exons: 1
Coding region: 1-2004 (667 amino acids)
Source: RefSeq, a predicted model, not a curated record
AUGUCGUCGCGUGGUCGCGCGUGCGUCGUUGUUGACGCGACGUCUCGUCACUCUCUCGGCGCGCGGAUGACGCGCGCGAGGACCGCCCGCGCGGGCGCGUCCUCGCCGCCGUCGUCGCCGCUACCCCCGAUCGUCGGCUCCCCCGUCGAGUUCGUCCGCCGCGCGCCGGCGACGUCGCCGACGACGCCGCCGCGGAGGCGCGGCGCCCCGUCGUCGUAUCGAUUCUCCGAGGCCGCGGGCGGGAAAUCGACGACGACGCGCGACGACGACGACGACGACGCCGCGGCGGCGGAGGCGACGAAGCAGCGCGCGGCGCGAAUCGAGGGUAUACUCCGCGCGCGCCGCGAGGAGGCGGCGCGCGACGCGAAGGAGGACGCGGACGCGGCGACGGCGACGACGCCGCGGGACGACGACGACGAAGACGACGAAGACGCGGAUCUCGAUUCGCCGUCGUCGUCCUCCUCGGACGCGGACGCCGACGACGACGCCGCGGACGAGGACGCGGCGCGCGUGGAAGACGCGCGCGCGCCGCCGGAGGCAGAGGCGUCGUGCGAAGCUGCUUUCGAAGAAGACGUCGCGGAGGAUGAAGAAGAAGAGCUCGAGGAGGAGGAGGAGGAUGAAGAGGAGAGCGAGGAGGAGGUAGACGACGAGGAAGAGGAAGAGAAAGUCGACGCCGCGCCUCCAGACGAGGACGAGGAGGAGGAGGAGGAGGAGGAGGAGGCGAUGGAGGAGGAGGCGUCGAGAAACGUCGAGUCCGCGUCGGAGGCGGACGCGAGCGAGUCCGAGGAGAUGGAAGAAGAGGACAUCUUCGACAGCAGCGAAGCGCGGCGGUUGCUCCGGGAGUACGGACUCCACGACGACGACGACGACGACGACGACGACGACGACGACGACGACGACGAAGAGGAAGAGGAAAGGGAAGGGGAAGAGGAAGCGAACGGAGAAGAGAACGGAGAAGCGAACGAAGACGAGAACGAAGACGAAGAGGACGACGCGGGGCGUGCGCGGCGGUUCCACGACGACGCGCUCGAGGCUGCGUACGCGGACGCGCGCGCCGCCGCCGCCGACGCCGCCGACGCCGUCGACGUCCUCCGGGGCGCCUCGACGCGGAACGCCGACGCUGGGGGUGCCGACUCGCGUGCCGACGACGACGACGACGACGACGACGCGACGACGACGACGGACGGGAACGACGGGUUCAUCCAGCGGAGCUUGCGGCGGUUGCGCGCGCUCGGGUACGAGGUCCCGCGCGAACGCGAGCUGUCGAGUCUCGUCGAUGACGACGACGACGACGACGACGGCGCGAGGAGGCAACCGAGGCACGCGAUGUCACUGAACGACGGCGGAAGAAGACGCGCGCGCGGCGACCGCGACCGCGCCGCGGGGCAGUUCGACGUCCAGAGCGAGAUCGAGCGCCUCGCCGCGAGGAUGUUUUCGCGCGCGGGCGCCUUCUUCCGCAGCGGCGGCGACGGCGACGCGGGGCUCGACCUGAGCGCCAUACGCGCCGCGCGGUUCGGAGAGGACGGGAGCGACGGCGACGGGGAGGAGGGUGCCGAGGAGGGUGCCGAGGAGGGCGCCACGUCAGCGGCCACGUCAGCGGCGGAGCGCCUCCGCGCGCCGCCGUGGCCCGCCGCCGUCGCCGGGUGCGCGUUUUUCAUCCCUCGCGACGGCGGCGACGAAAGCGGCCGUGAGAGCGCGGAGCGCCGCGCGCUGCUUCGCGACAUGAAGUUCGUCGCGGGGGUGUUACGGGAGCUCCCGGGGGUGGACAUGGAGGACGUCGGGCUCGCGUGCGUGCUCGCCGCGGCGGAGGAGGAGGAGGAGGAGGAGGAGGAGGAGGACGACGACGACGAUGAGAACGAUCGACGCGACGCGUACGAGGCGCGCGAGGCGCGCGAGCUCGAGGAGGCGGUCGCGGAGGUGGAAGCGCUGGGGCGCUGCGGCGACGACGAUGACGGGGAGCUCGCGGAGUGGGACGCGCCGACGUCUCCCACGGUCGUCGCCUAG